This is a messenger RNA of Acaromyces ingoldii, 1439 nucleotides long. RefSeq lists its product as hypothetical. The transcript is spliced from 2 exons. The coding region runs from base 451 to 1227 and encodes 258 amino acids. The record is from RefSeq and is a predicted model, not a curated record. Lineage: Eukaryota; Fungi; Basidiomycota; Exobasidiomycetes; Exobasidiales; Cryptobasidiaceae.
GGAAACGAGUGGCCAGGGAGCAUCAGCGAUUCCGAGGCCAGUGUGUCUGUGUCUACGUCCGGAGUCGCUCGCUCGUACGUCUGCCGUGAAUGCUUCUUCUGGGCGUCGCGUUUGGCACCUUCUCCUGGGCGUCGUGUCUGACAGGAUGAAAGGCCGCUUCUGCCUCACGGACGAAGCUCGGUCGAAUAUUCUUGCUGUCGCUUCCCUUGGGAAUCUCGCGGCUAUCGUUCUUUACUUCCUCGGAUCCGAGAUGCCUAUACAUUCUGUUACCUGGGUUGAGCCUUCACUGGCUGAGCCAAACGGGAGGAAAGUGCGGAGCGUCUGCAGAAGACGAGCCCUGUCGACCACCGGCCGCUCCGCGUUGUGCGCCUGUGCGCCCACUCGCUUCCUGAUAGCGAUGCGCAUCUCCGCGACGUGUGCCUGACCUUGAAUGCCUGAGCGUCGUUCUCAAUGCGACAGAAUGUGCGUCCAGUCGCCUGGUUCUCCCUUCUUCCUAACUCGACUCGACUCUACUCCAGUCGAGCCAGAGCGAGACAGAAGGCAGCAGCGAUGAUGUUGAUGCGCGUCGCCAGCCUCUUCGCCCUCGUCACCGUAGCCAGCCUAGUGGAGGCCUCUUCCAAUGUAUCCUGGACACCACCUCUCGCUGGCCCGCCCCACAGCGCUUGUCGUCUCUUUCUUCAUGAGUACGGCCACCGUAGCCCGUACGGUUAUCGAGGGGGCAGCAGCAGCAGCACUUUCCAUCUCGAGCCCUCCCUCGUUGUCGACAACGGCCUCACGCGCACAUCCAGGGACGCUUCCGCGACGACAGCAACAACAACAACAACGACAACGACGAAGCAGGCUCGCUCUUCCUUUUCGCAUCAGGACAGCAGCACCGCGCCGAGCUUCACGGGCGGUGCUGCUCGCGCAUCGCUCUCCGAGCAGCUGCGCCCCUCGUCCAAGGCCACCCCCACAAUAAGGUCGACAGGAACAAGCAGAACGCACGGGACAGCAGCUUCUUCAUCAGGAAAAGGGCGGCAGGAACCUACACCCAAGCGCAUCGGCAAGUACACAAUCUUACCCCGGGACACGACAGGCUUGUUCCCCUUCGAGUACGCCCCACCGCCCCACCCGGACACAUUUCUGCCGAGGAAGCCAGUGCAUAUACCCGGCCGCUGCUUUCGCUGCUCGCUUUGCAAGGCCUUCAAGGACCCUUUACGCUGCCAGGAGGUGUGCAAGGGCUGCUAGCAGCUCAUCACUCCGCACCACAGAGCUGCACUUUGCAGUCUUGGUGUAAAGUUUCGGCGUAGGACAGCUACAUAUCGGGCCCUGUCUGUAUCGCAUUCUCGCUUACCAGUGUUCAUUCUCGUUUACUUCUUGUCCUGUCGUCAUACUGUUGCGUAUCCACUCGAUAACUGUCCACUGUCACUUAUACCGGACUGUAUUGCAAAAUCAAGGCA